AUGGGCUUUGGAUACAAGAUCUUUGCUGAUUCCUCAAGUGUUGCAGUCGAUGAAAAGAAAUAUAGAGGAAUGAUUGGAUCUCUACUCUAUCUUACAACAAGUCGUCCAAAUAUCAUGUUUUCUACUUGCCUAUGUGCCAGAUUUCAAGUCAAUCCAAAGGUGUCUCAUCUUUUGGUUGUCAAGCAAAUUUUCCGAUACCUUAAAUGUACCAAGAACCUCAGAAUCUGGUACCCAACAAAUCAGAGCUUCCUUCUGCAAGCCUACUGCGAUUCAAACUAUGGUGGACUACAACUGGAUAGAAAAAGCACAUCAGGUGGAUGUCAGUUUCUGGGUGGUAGAUUGGUUAGUUGGUCAUCCAAGAAACCAAACUGCAUUGCUCUCUCAAUAGCUGAAGCUGAAUACAUUGUUGCUGCCAGCUAUAUCUCUCAAGUUCUAUGGAUGAGGUCUGAACUCCUGGAUUAUGGUUAUCGCUUUCAAUGA
Molecule: messenger RNA, 480 nt
Organism: Lactuca sativa (garden lettuce)
Lineage: Eukaryota; Viridiplantae; Streptophyta; Magnoliopsida; Asterales; Asteraceae
Source: RefSeq, a predicted model, not a curated record